UGUGUUAAUUCACUCCCGUGGUAAUGUGGAUCGCCAAGUGAAACGAAAUGUGAACUUCGAAGACAAACAUCGUGAAUAAAUUUCAAAGUUUAGUGAUUGAAUUUUAUGGUUCAAAUAAAUGGUAUAAAUUUAUAUAAGUUCGUGAACUUGUGGAUUAGAAAGAAAAAACUUUGUAAAAGUUAGUUUUAAAGUAUUUAGUGAAGUGAAGUGAUAAGUGACAUUUUUGCUGUAAGGUGUUAAUACUGUUUUGGAUUGCAGUCAGGUACGGCUCGGGAUAUGUUCGUGCUUCCUACCACACGGCUUACCCUCUUACUCCUAGUUCAUUAGGACAAUGCAUCGAAUCUACUCGCUACUGAGCAUUUCGUAUAACGAAUGGAUUCGUCAGGGCUAGCGGGGCGAUGACGUGGCUAGUCGAAAUGCGAGCAGCUCGUCUCUUGGGCUACCGGCUCAAGAUUGGUCUGGUGGUUAUUAUCAUUAUGGUUCUUGGGUUCUUCAAUGAAAGUCAAGGCACCGCACAUUAUGGAGAAGAUAGCGAGGGCUCGUUUCCAUACUUCGAGUACAAUGUCCCCAGAAAUGUGACGACGGUGGUUGGGCAGACCGCUUUCCUGCAUUGCAGGGUUGAGCAGCUUGGUGACAAGGCGGUUUCGUGGAUAAGGAAAAGAGAUCUUCAUAUUUUAACAGCUGGAAUUUUAACAUACACAUCAGAUCAAAGAUUUCAAGUUAUCAGACCGGACAAGUCAGAGAACUGGACGCUGCAAAUCAAAUUUCCACAAGAGCGAGACGCUGGCAUCUACGAAUGCCAAGUGAACACAGAACCGAAGAUGUCGUUGGCGUUUCAACUGAAUGUUGUCGAAGCGAAAGCAAAGGUUCUCGGUCCAGCAGACUUGUACGUGAAGACAGGGAGUUUGUUGUCACUGACUUGCAUCUUGAGUCAAGGUCCUCAUGAUUUGGGGACGAUAUUUUGGUAUAAGGGAUCAAAAUUAAUAGAAUAUAAGGAGGUAGAUGCGAAUGAAAUUAUAGAAGUUCCAAGAAUCAGGCUUAAAACAGAAUGGACGGAGCAGCUCACGUCUCGUUUGACGAUCGACAAACUUCUGCCGACUGAUAGCGGGAACUACAGCUGUGUGCCAACGAUGGCUGAAGCUGCCUCUGUGAAUGUUCACGUUAUAAACGGUGAACAUCCAGCAGCUAUGCAGCACGGAAACGCGAACACUGCGUCACCGUGCGCCCUAUCCGUAAACUUAUUAAUUUCACUAUAUUGCACCCUUGCGACGAUUUACACCAGCACUGUUGACGGGCUCAGGUGAAAAUUACAUAAAACUUAACAGAUUCCAAUGCAAGUGUAAAUUAAAUAGAUAUAAUAUU
This is a messenger RNA of Nymphalis io (European peacock), 1362 nucleotides long. RefSeq names its product zwei Ig domain protein zig-8-like. The transcript has 9 exons. Gene Ontology annotation, biological process: synapse organization. The record is from RefSeq and is a predicted model, not a curated record. Lineage: Eukaryota; Metazoa; Arthropoda; Insecta; Lepidoptera; Nymphalidae. Bases 399 to 1304 code for a protein of 301 amino acids. Gene Ontology annotation, cellular component: neuron projection membrane.